Desarmillaria tabescens is the source of this 1113-nucleotide messenger RNA. Its product is annotated as alcohol dehydrogenase superfamily protein. Gene Ontology annotation, molecular function: oxidoreductase activity. The coding region runs from base 1 to 1113 and encodes 370 amino acids. The transcript has 4 exons. The record is from RefSeq and is a predicted model, not a curated record. NCBI's taxonomy places the organism in Eukaryota, Fungi, Basidiomycota, Agaricomycetes, Agaricales, Physalacriaceae.
AUGGCUAAUCAGAUCCCAAAGACCACACGCUCAUACUAUUUCCCCGCACUUGGAUCCUACACCAAUCUCACUUUACAAACGACGUCUAUUCCGUCCAUGAAGGCUAGUCAUGUCCUCGUCAAAGUUCAUGCUGUCUCUCUACAGUACCGCGACCUGCUCAUCGCCUCGGAUAAAUACCCAGCAGCCAUCAAACCGGACAACCUUGUUCCAUGCUCAGACAUGGCGGGGGAAGUAGUUACCAUCGGCUCUGACGUGACAUGCUGGAAAGUCGGCGACAGAGUGUGUGCCAAUUUCUAUCCGGACCAUCUAGACGGAGACAUCAAUGCGGAUAUCUUCGAUACUGCUCUUGGUGCGGGACAGCAAGGCGUGCUGACGGAGUACAGGACUUUUAAUGAUUAUGUACCAUUAUCUCCUGUCGCUGUUUUCCUUCGUUGGACUCACCCGCGUUUUCAGUCGCUGGUUAAGAUACCCGAACAUUUGUCGUACGAAGAGGCGUCAACACUGCCUUGUGCUGGGGUCACGGCCUACAAUGCGCUCAUGGGUCCCAAGCCUGUCAAAGCAGGUGAUAGUGUCCUUGUCCUCGGAACCGGCGGCGUGUCCAUCUUCGGUUUACAACUUGCCGUCGCCUCCGGAGCAACCGUCAUAGCCACCUCGUCCUCGGAUGCCAAACUAGCCAUCGCAAAAAAACUCGGCGCUACCCAUACGAUCAAUUAUAACACAACACCCGACUGGGACAAGGAAGUCCUGAAGUUGACUGAUGGGAGAGGCGUUGAUCACGUCUUGGAGGUUGGAGGAUCCGGUACACUCGAGAAAUCGAUAUCGGCUGCACGGUAUGCGGGGUCCAUUCAUAUGAUUGGGUUCGUGGCCCAGAACCAGCUUGCGCCGAUGGAUUUCAUUAUAGCGUGCAUACGCAAGGCUAUUAUCCUGCGAGGCAUUGCAGUUGGUUCUAUCGCACAAUUCAAGUCUAUGAACCGGCUCUUGCAGGCUCACCCGGAGUCGACGCGUCCGGUCAUUGAUAAAGUCUUCUCGUUUGAAGAAGUGAUUGAUGCGUAUGCGCACUUGGAGAGCCAAGAGCAUGUUGGGAAGGUGGUUAUACAUGUCGUUCCCGCGUAA